UCUUCCUGCCCAGCCGGCCCUUUCCCCUCCCCUCGGCGCUCCCCCGCCCCGCUCCCUCCGCCCUCCCAGGGCUCCGGCGGCGGCUGAGUGAACGGGACCGCCCGGCCGCAGAGCGCGGGGCGGCGGGUGGGACGCGGGUGCCUGGUGGAGUUGUUCCGGCAGCGCCGGCGGAGACGUGAGGAGUUUGGCCAGGUGAAUGUGGGAAAGAGAAGUUCUCAGAAUUGAAAUGGAGGUCAGAGCUUCACUACAGAAGGUUAGUGGGUCAUCUGAUUCUGUGGCUACUCUGAACAGUGAAGAAUUUGUUUUGGUUCCUCAGCACACAGAUGAUACUUCUACAAAAGAUGAUGAGAAACCUCAACUGAAGAUAGUUUCUAAUGGUGAUGAACAACUGGAAAAAGCCAUGGAAGAAAUUUUGAGAGAUUCUGAGAAGGGACAAAGCAGUCUUGACUGUCAGAGUUCCAGUGAGAUUUCAGACCAUUCAUUUGGAGAUAUUCCAGCCAGCCAAACAAAUACACCAUCUCUUCAGUUAAUUUUGGAUCCAUCUAACACAGAAAUUUCCACACCCAGACCAUCUUCUCCAACUGGACUAUCUGAAGAAGAUAGUGUUUUAUUUAACAAACUGACCUACUUAGGAUGUAYGAAGGUUUCUUCCCCACGUAAUGAAGUGGAGGCUUUACGGGCAAUGGCAACCAUGAGAUUGUCCAGUCAGUACCCCUUUCCUGUUACUCUGUAUGUGCCAAAUGUUCCAGACGGUUCUGUGAGAAUCAUAGACCAAUCCAGCAAUGUGGAGAUAGCAUCUUUCCCGAUCUAUAAAGUGUUGUUCUGUGUGCGUGGACACGAUGGGACAACAGAGAGCAAUUGCUUUGCAUUUACAGAGAGUUCUCAUGGUUCAGAAGAAUUUCAGAUACAUGUUUUUUCCUGUGAAAUUAAAGAGGCAGUAAGCAGAAUUUUAUAUAGUUUCUGUACAGCAUUCAAACGUUCUUCCAGACAAGUGUCUGAUGUUAAAGACUCGAUUAUUCCUACCCCCGACAGUGAUGUGUUUACCUUUGGUGUCUCCUUGGAGGUAAAAGAAGAUGAUGGAAAAGGAAACUUUAGCCCUGUGCCAAAGGAUAGAGAUAAAUUUUAUUUCAAAUUAAAGCAAGGAAUAGAGAAGAAGGUUGUGAUUACAGUGCAACAACUUUCUAACAAAGAAUUAGCUAUUGAAAGAUGUUUUGGAAUGUUAUUAAGCCCAGGUCGAAACGUGAAGAACAGUGACAUGCAUUUACUGGAUAUGGAAUCGAUGGGAAAGAGCCAUGAUGGGAGAGCUUAUGUUAUUACUGGCAUGUGGAACCCUAAUGCACCAGUGUUUUUGGCACUUAAUGAAGAAACCCCAAAAGAUAAGCGUGUGUACAUGACGGUGGCAGUGGAUAUGGUGGUCACAGAGGUGGUGGAGCCUGUCCGUUUCCUCCUGGAGGCAGUGGCACGUGUGUACCCUGCAAAUGAGCGUUUUUGGUAUUUCAGCAGAAAGACUUUCACGGAGACUUUCUUCAUGAGGCUGAAACAGUCUGAGGGAAAAGGCCAUACCAGUGCUGGAGAUGUGAUAUAUGAGGUGGUGAGUCUACAGCGGGAGUCUGACAAGGAGGAACCCAUCACUCCUACUAGUGGAGGGGGUCCCUUGUCACCCCAGGAGGAUGAAGCCGAAGAGGAGAGUGAUAAUGAACUCUCAAGUGGAACAGGUGAUGUGUCUAAGGAUUGUCCUGAGAAGAUUCUGUACUCUUGGGGAGAAUUGCUAGGAAGAUGGCACAAUAACCUUGGUGCACGACCGAAAGGGCUACUCACUUUGGUGAAGAGUGGUGUUCCCGAAGCAUUGAGGGCAGAAGUAUGGCAGCUGUUAGCGGGCUGCCAUGACAACCAGGCGAUGCUGGACAAAUACCGAAUUCUUAUCACAAAGGACUCAGCCCAGGAGAGUGUUAUUACUCGAGAUAUUCAUCGUACUUUUCCUGCUCACGAUUACUUCAAGGACACAGGAGGAGAUGGUCAGGAAUCGCUCUACAAGAUCUGCAAGGCCUACUCUGUGUAUGAUGAAGACAUUGGAUACUGUCAAGGACAGUCUUUCCUUGCUGCUGUAUUGCUGCUGCAUAUGCCAGAGGAACAAGCUUUCUGUGUUUUGGUGAAAAUCAUGUAUGACUAUAAAUUGCGAGACCUCUACAAAAACAACUUUGAAGAUCUUCAUUGCAAAUUCUAUCAGUUGGAAAGACUAAUGCAGGAACAGCUCCCAGACCUGCACAGCCAUUUUUGUGAUCUGAAUCUGGAGGCUCAUAUGUAUGCAUCCCAGUGGUUCCUCACUCUCUUUACUGCCAAGUUUCCGCUCUGUAUGGUGUUCCACAUCAUUGACCUGCUGCUCUGUGAGGGUUUGAACAUAAUCUUUCAUGUUGCCUUGGCUCUCCUAAAGACCUCAAAGGAAGAUCUUCUACAGGCUGAUUUUGAAGGUGCUUUAAAGUUCUUCAGAGUUCAGCUUCCAAAGAGAUACAGAGCAGAGGAAAAUGCGAGAAGACUGAUGGAGCAGGCUUGCAAUAUUAAAGUACCAACCAAAAAGCUGAAAAAAUAUGAAAAAGAAUAUCAGACAAUGCGAGAGAGUCAGCUGCAGCAGGAAGACCCAAUGGAUAGAUACAAGUUUGUAUAUUUGUAGGUAACUCCAGCUGUUGCAUUUAUACUGGGAAUCUUCAUAAGAAGCUGAGAGAAAGGGAAAAAGAAAAAGAGAAAGUGGCUUUCUACUUUCAAAAAUGAGAAAAAAAGGAAAAUGGCAAAGUACUGUUUUAGCUGUGCAUGAUCACUUCCUCAGAGACUUUUAGAAGGUGAACYGUUGCAAGACUGGCACAAGGAUGUUUCAAACUUAUUUCUGCCUGUAGCAAAUGUUAAAAAGACAGACUUACUUGGAAGGAAAAAUAAAAAACCACAAAGGUACAUCAAGCCCAGUAAUGGAGUUUGUUGCAACGUUUACUUCUAUAAACAAAUUCAUGGGUAAUGGUGACAUUUGACCCAGUAUGCAGUCUUAGAAUCAAAGUGAUUUUAUUUUAAUCUCUUAAUUGUGUUUUUUUUUUUAAUUAGGCCAUUUGUGAUCACAAUAGUAAUUAGCAACACUGGUCCCUGAAUAGUGUUGGGAAAUACUGAUUGCCAACUUAGCUUUUCCAAGUGAAACAUGUUUGUCUUAAUUCUUCAGACUCAUGCAGAUGCACAAGUCCCUCCCUCUCAUUACCCCACUAAUGCCAAAAUGUCCUGCCAAGAGAAGUAUUAUGGUAGCCUUGUUAAUGAAAUCACCCAGAGUGGGAUGGCUUCCACUGUGGUAACUAGAGUUGCCUUUAUGUGGGCAGCACAGUCACACAGAGCAUCUUCACUGUGUUGCUGAACUGAACCGUGUGGAAUGUGUGCAGAGGAGCAGGGUGGAAGGAGUGUAUGGAUUUUGUAGUCAGAAGACCUGAAUUGAAAUUGUGGCUCUUGAGAGAAAGGACACAGGAUUUGGAAACCUAAUUGGAGAUUUUAGAAUCUGUUCAGCAUCUUGGACUAGUUAUUGAACCUUUUUCACAUCUGUUAAAUGUGUAGAGUGCACAUAGUUUCUUGAUGGAUUUGUGCGAGGUUGAGGGAUGUUGUGUGUUAAGUACUCGGCACAGGGUUAGUGUUCAGUAAACUUGGUUAUUAUUAGCUUAUGAAGACUACUACUACAAGUUAUCCAAGAAUUACUGAAAUAACAUAACCUCACAUUGGUCUGCCCCUCCAGUCCCUCAUGGAUCUUCCUCUGUUUCUCCCAGGUAUUGCUACUGAAUAACCUACCACCAGUCAGUAUGCUUCUCCCCUUGCUUAUAGAACUGGCUCAGGAACUGCGAAUAAAAUCCCACAUAGAGCUACGACAGAUAACUACCACCAGAUAAGAGCUAAAGCUACUUCCAUUGUUCCACAAUAAGUCCAAUUUUAAUGUUGGUCCUGUAACACUCUACUGUAAAAAGUUUUGAAGGUAGUAAUGGUAGAUCCAGAAUGAAACCCUACUACUGCUUAUAUAGUUUUAAYUUCCUUAAUGCCACCAUCAUUAUGAAAAAAAAUCUGAAGAGUGCUUUAAAGUAAAAGAGGAAAAUGAAAACCCAGCCUUGUACUUUUAAAAACAGGCUAGGACUGAACUGUUACCAUGUUUUUCUUUCUUUUGUCAAAGCAGGUAUGUAUAAAUAAAUAGUAAAAUGUGUGUUAUUUUUAAAAAGUGCCUAUAACAUGUAGGAUUAUCGGUAUAUUUUUCA
This is a messenger RNA of Urocitellus parryii (Arctic ground squirrel), 4262 nucleotides long. It is a transcript of the gene Rabgap1l, whose product is annotated as RAB GTPase activating protein 1 like. Lineage: Eukaryota; Metazoa; Chordata; Mammalia; Rodentia; Sciuridae. Gene Ontology annotation, biological process: regulation of GTPase activity. Gene Ontology annotation, molecular function: GTPase activator activity; small GTPase binding. The record is from RefSeq and is a predicted model, not a curated record.